Phaedon cochleariae (mustard beetle) is the source of this 1941-nucleotide messenger RNA. The record is from the annotation of a GenBank genome assembly. Lineage: Eukaryota; Metazoa; Arthropoda; Insecta; Coleoptera; Chrysomelidae.
AUGAAGUUUCUAACAACAUUAGAAAAACAUAAAGAGCUACAAGAUCAUAUUAAAGUUUUUAAAAAUGAACAUGCCACCCCUGAUCAAGUUGCCUUUGCCGGUGAGAAAUUUUUCCUUGCACUCUUUGGAUUCAAAGACACAAAUUACACCAAUCUUGAUAAAUAUCUAUACCAGUGUUUCGUGAAGUCGGUAACAAAAAGGAAAUUCAAUUUGGCAUCUUUACCUCCGACAAGCGCAGCUGCACGACAGCAUUCGUUGAGACCGUACUAUCAGGUUCAACUAUGGCGUGGUUGUCCGAAAGUAGUUGAAGAAUGGGGUUGGAAGAAAACACAAACUGGCCUCACUCCAAUAACUACUUUGAAAGAUCCUGCUUCCAAAGCACUACUUGCUUUUUUUAUCUUAGCCUGCGGAUGCAGGAAAGCAGGAUUGCGAUGUUCGAUGAUUUGCGGUGUCUGCAACGGGAAAACUUGUGAAAAUAUCAGCCAAGUUACACUGGACGAAUCCGAUGAAGAAGACCUCCAUUCGCUGCAUGAUGAUUCUUUAUCGACUGCAGAAGAAGAAUCCGACGAGUUGAAGGAAAUUAACAUCGAUUCUGGAGCUGAGGUAACCAGUUUUCCCGUUGAAUAUAUCGAAAUCAAUGAGCCAGGAGCUGCAAAAGAUCAAAUCAAAGGAAAACUGAAGCCAAUACACAUGAGUAAAAGGGUUCAGGAUGACAAGUUGCAAUUCAUGAAAGAUAAUUUUCCGAGAGUUCUAUCUCUGCUAGAGUCGAUAAAAUACGACACAGAUUGCUUGAUGAAUAGCAAAAAUCCAACAACAGCAAACAUUCAGAAGGCAAAAUUUUUCGAUAAUUUGCCCUUGCGCAGUACUGAAGAAAUAACAGAUUUCGACAUGAGAAUUUCCAUAGACACCAGCAUGAAAUCCAAACUUGCGACCUACCUCUCGCAAGUUGGUGGAAAUUCAGCAAAAGAUAACAUAGUCAGAAUCCUCAGGAAAAUGUUCGACAACAAAGUGGCUCAAGAGUGUUCUUGGAUGGGUUUGAGACAGAACUUCAAAGUAGGAACUCUGACAAUGAUGUCAAUCAUCAAAGUGACAAAAUCGAGUCCUCAGCCGAAGAUAAAAAUUCUCAAAGUUGAAGAUCUAAAAAAUGACGAUAUAGUUGCGAGAAUCAAAUUGGAACUGAGCCAACAGUGGAGUUUGUCAAAAUCUGACUCAUUGCCAUCUGCUCAAAAAAACUCCGUUUUGAAUCAUUGGUUAACGAAGGAUGUCAAAACAGACCCAGACGAAGGAAAAGUAAAAGUUCAGCAAGCAGAAAUAACUAAAGUUGAAACAGACGAGACUAGUAGAAUAUCAUUAAAAAAGAAGGAGAAAGCAACUUUGAUCGAAUUGUCUACUAUAGAAAGUUGUAAAAACGUCAGUAAUCCUAAUAAACAUACAUUAGAGAAAACAUCUUCCAGUAUAAAGAAACAGUUGGCGCCCGAGGAACUAAAAGAUAGUUCACCCAAAGCUCCAACAGAAGAAACUAAACCCUCCACUUCCACUUAUUCUACCAAAAACCUCAGUCUUUAUGCAGAUGAAAAGAAGAACAUCAAGAAACCACGUGCUAAAAGAAACAUCGUGUCCAUUGAGCGAAUGAAAAAAUUCAAUGAGCUAAGUCCAGAGCAAGUACAACCUAAGACCAAGCCAAAACGAGCCUGCGAGUUAACUUGGGAUGAAAUUAAAAAACCAGUCGACAAGAUCAGAUGCAUACAAUGCAACGAACUCUUCAGAAGAGAAAUAUUUCUAGCUCACUCUAAAAUUUGUAAAGGUAGAAGACCAGCGAAAAAAUUUCGUUGUCUGCUCUGCAGUUUCACUCAUGUGGAUAUCAAGGUGUUGGGGACUCACGUGCAGGAAGAACAUCAUAAGGCAGACUGAAAAAAUAAUGAAAUAAUUUUUAUAAUUUUC